Aplysia californica (California sea hare) is the source of this 2499-nucleotide messenger RNA. Its product is annotated as protein transport protein Sec61 subunit alpha. The coding region runs from base 118 to 1548 and encodes 476 amino acids. Gene Ontology annotation, biological process: post-translational protein targeting to membrane, translocation; SRP-dependent cotranslational protein targeting to membrane, translocation. Gene Ontology annotation, molecular function: transmembrane protein transporter activity; ribosome binding; signal sequence receptor activity. NCBI's taxonomy places the organism in Eukaryota, Metazoa, Mollusca, Gastropoda, Aplysiida, Aplysiidae. Gene Ontology annotation, cellular component: Sec61 translocon complex; membrane. The record is from RefSeq and is a predicted model, not a curated record. The transcript has 13 exons.
ACGUGACCAUCCUUUUACACGAUUCCGGCUGUACUGGUUGCAGUACUGUGUUGCUUCGUUAUUGAAAUAACGAACUGCGGAACGUAAACUUCGGUUUACGACGACCAAGCGUGAAACAUGGCGAUUCGAUUCUUGGAAUUUGUGAAACCUUUCUGUGUGUUACUACCUGAAAUUGCCAAGCCAGACAGGAAGAUCCAGUUCAGAGAAAAGGUGCUAUGGACGGCAAUCACUUUGUUCGUGUUCCUGAUCUGUUGUCAGAUUCCAUUGUUCGGAAUCGUGUCAUCAGACUCUGCGGAUCCUUUCUACUGGAUUCGUGUCAUCCUUGCUUCCAACAGAGGUACUCUGAUGGAGCUUGGUAUCUCUCCCAUCGUGACGUCCUCCCUCAUCAUGCAACUUCUGGCUGGAGCCAAGAUCAUUGAAGUUGGUGACACCCCCAAAGAUCGUGCCCUUUUUAACGGAGCACAAAAAUUGUUUGGUAUGGUGAUCACUGUAAGUCAGGCUGUCGUUUAUGUCAUGACGGGCAUGUACGGAGAUCCCGCUGACAUUGGUGCUGGCGUCUGCCUGCUUAUCAUCAUUCAGUUGUUUGUUGCCGGAAUCGUGGUGCUGCUUUUGGAUGAGCUGCUCCAGAAAGGAUAUGGCCUUGGCUCUGGAAUCUCUCUUUUCAUUGCCACCAACAUUUGCGAAACCAUUGUGUGGAAAGCAUUCAGCCCGGCUACCGUCAACACUGGCCGUGGUACCGAGUUUGAAGGAGCUGUGAUAGCCCUGUUCCACCUUCUGGCUACAAGACAAGACAAAGUUCGCGGUCUCAGGGAAGCUUUCUACAGACAGAACCUGCCCAACUUGAUGAACCUUUUGGCCACUAUCCUCGUUUUCGGAAUUGUCAUAUACUUCCAGGGUUUCCGAGUGGAUCUGCCAAUCAAGUCGGCCCGCUACCGUGGUCAGCAGACAUCUUACCCCAUCAAGCUGUUUUACACCUCCAACAUCCCUAUCAUUUUGCAGAGUGCACUUGUCUCAAAUCUUUAUAUGAUUUCUCAGAUGUUGGCCAACAAGUUUAGUGGAAACUUCUUUGUCAACCUUCUCGGAGUGUGGGCUGAUGUUGGAGGCGGCGGCCCAGCCAGAUCUUACCCCAUCGGCGGUCUGUGUUACUACUUCUCUCCCCCUGAGACGUUAGGACACAUUCUUGAGGAUCCCAUCCACGCAAUGCUCUACAUUGUCUUCAUGUUGGGCUCUUGCGCUUUCUUCUCCAAGACCUGGAUUGAUGUGUCUGGGUCCAGUGCCAAGGAUGUUGCGAAGCAGCUCAAAGAGCAGCAGAUGGUGAUGCGUGGUCACAGAGAGAAGUCCAUGAUCAAGGAGUUGAACCGAUACAUCCCAACCGCUGCUGCUUUUGGUGGACUUUGCAUUGGAGCGUUGUCAGUGCUGGCUGAUUUCUUGGGCGCCAUUGGCAGUGGAACUGGUAUCCUCUUGGCUGUGACCAUCAUCUAUCAGUACUUUGAAUAUUUCGUCAAGGAGCAGACUGAAAUGGGCGGAAUGAGCACUCUACUCUUCUAAAUCUGUCACACUUGUUGCACCUCAUAGACGUGUGUGUGGUGUGUGUAAGAGAAAGAGAGACAGAUUGAGAAAACGUUUGGAUUCUGUGAGAAACUGAGCUGGUAGUUUACCAUUUGUGGUGUUAAUGCUAACAUUAUUGUCUGACAGCAGUGUGUAUAGUAAGAGUGGGCAUUACAGAUUAAAGCAUGCACAAAGAACUGGAUGAUAUCUUAUUGUGAACAUGUUUUGCGGUAGUGCUGGUUUUAGUCACAAACAGGCUUGUGGGAUUGUCUAGAUGGGCUUGGUAAGCUGUCUUAGGAGAUUUUACAAGAUGACUGAGGAUAUGACUUGCUUAUCAUUGAGAAAAACAGUACAAAUUGUUGUAGGGUUUUGGGGGUUUUUUGCAUGACAAUUUAGAGAGUUGUUCCUCAUCCAUCCAGACUUUUACAGUAAGUGAUGACAGUUUCCAGUAGCAUGUGGCUGUUGUGUAUGAGUGGAGGAAUACGUGGUCGUCCGUGCUGGGUUUCGGGUCUUUCGUACUUUGCGUGUUAUAAUGUCUGUUUAUUAUCAGUUCACAAUAUUGUUCUUCUUAAUUAACUUUCAUUUUGUUUUGAGUUGGACAGUUGCAAUUUUCCCUGUAAUUCCUAGUGUAUCACUGUUGUGACUAUUACGCAUUUGCUGAGUUUUGACAUUUUAGUGGUGUCAAUAUAUGUGCUAAGUUCUUUUUUUUUUUUUUUUUUUUUUUUUUUUUUUUUUUUUUUUUUUUUCUCCUCAUCUGCUGGUCCUUUUUUUUUUUCUUUAAAUCUCUCUCCUUCCAAUGACUACUCUUGUGAGAAAAUGAUUUGUAUGAUACGGUGGCUGGUUGAGAUUGAGAUGCGAGGGUGAAAGUUUGGAAGUUUAAAGUGUGGCUCAUGUCCGUGAAAGUCAAAAAUUUAUGUCAUUGAAUAAACUAUUAUAAAUUAACGUUAGAUC